AUGACUACAACAGAUAAUAGUAAUAUAUCAUCAUCAUUAUCAAUUGAGGACAUAAAGAAUGGCUUCAAGAAUAUACAGAAUAAGAUAACAGACUUCUUAGUACAUGAUACUGCUCAGACACCAUUGGAGGACAUUUGGGACUAUCACAAAGGUAGUGGAGGUGGCAUCACUCGUGUAUGGGAGGGUGACAAUGAUGAGUCAUUCUAUCAACAACUCGAACAACAACAAGGCAACACACAUUAUGAUACGAUUGAGAAGGGAGGUGUCAACUUCUCAUGUAUCGAAGGCGCCAAUCUGCCAUCGGCAGCAGCCACUCAGUUCAAUAUACCACUGUCAACACCGUUCGUGGCCACUGGCGUCAGUCUGGUGAUCCACCCUUACAACCCUCACGUACCAACCAUACAUAUGAACGUGCGCUUCUUCCAGGCUGGCGACCUAUGGUGGUUCGGUGGCGGCAUCGACGUGACACCCGUCUAUCCACAGUUGCCACAAGUGAUCCGUUAUCAUCAGCGUCUAAAGACCGUGUGCGACGAGUUUGGCAGCGCAACCAAUGGCACCACCUACGACCUCGGCAAGAGCGAGUGCGACACAUACUUCUUCCUCAAGCACCGCAAUGAGACACGUGGUGUUGGUGGUCUGUUCUACGAUCACAUUAAGGGUGACGGCAGUGCACAGGCCAAGGCCACAGCUUGGCGCUUUAUCGAGGCGCUCGGUCUGGCAUUCGUCGACUUAUACGCGCCAUUCUUGCAGGGCAACAAGGCCAUCACAUAUACAAAGGCACAGCGCGAGUUCCAGCUGUAUCGUCGCUCGCGAUACGUCGAGUUCAAUCUCCUGUUUGAUCGUGGCACCAAGUUUGGCAUUCAGUCCGAGGGUCGCAUCGAGUCCAUCUUCAUGUCACUACCAGCCGUGGCCAAGUGGAAGUACAACUACACGCCAACUCCCGACACCCCAGAGCACAAGCUGACUGACUACUUCCUACGACCACAAGACUGGAUCAACAUGGACAUCCAGUAA
This is a messenger RNA of Acytostelium subglobosum LB1, 1014 nucleotides long. RefSeq lists its product as hypothetical. The transcript has a single exon. Gene Ontology annotation, cellular component: cytoplasm; mitochondrial intermembrane space. The record is from RefSeq and is a predicted model, not a curated record. NCBI's taxonomy places the organism in Eukaryota, Evosea, Eumycetozoa, Acytosteliales, Acytosteliaceae. The coding region runs from base 1 to 1014 and encodes 337 amino acids. Gene Ontology annotation, molecular function: coproporphyrinogen oxidase activity.